CCGCGCAUAAAAAGCUCGCGGGCCUAGGGCUCGCUUGGCUCUGAGAUCUCUGUUCCCUGAGUUCUCUCGUGUCUGGUCGUCCGCGUGUCCGGCUCUUGCCCACGCAGGCCUUAUCGCCGAGCUCACAGCCCCUCGCUCUUGGCCUCGCCAUCCCUUUCUGAAACCAAGGGCUCGCGUCCCUUCCCCCGCGCUUGGGCUGACUCGAUAAUCCGGGUGACAGUGGUGACCCCCAUCACUCGAGCCCUGUUUGGGGACCGGGUUUCCUGAGGCCUUGCAGCCCUUGUUCUGGGAGGUCAUGGCCUCCGGCAACGCGCACAUCGGAAAGCCGGCUCCUGACUUCACGGCCACCGCGGUGGUGGAUGGCGCCUUCAAGGAAGUCAAGCUUUCCGACUACAGAGGGAAGUACGUGGUCCUCUUUUUCUACCCGCUGGAUUUCACUUUCGUGUGCCCCACGGAGAUCAUCGCUUUUAGCAGCCAUGCCGAGGACUUCCGAAAGCUGGGCUGUGAGGUGCUCGGAGUGUCUGUGGACUCGCAGUUCACCCACCUGGCGUGGAUCAACACCCCACGGAAGGAGGGAGGCUUGGGCCCCCUGAACAUUCCCCUGCUGGCUGAUGUGACUCGCAGCUUGUCCCAGAGUUACGGCGUGUUGAAAACGGAUGAGGGCAUUGCCUACAGGGGCCUUUUUAUCAUCGAUGCCAAGGGUGUCCUUCGUCAGAUCACAGUCAACGACCUACCGGUGGGACGCUCUGUGGAUGAGGCUCUCCGCCUAGUCCAGGCCUUCCAGUAUACAGAUGAGCAUGGGGAAGUCUGUCCUGCUGGCUGGAAGCCUGGCAGUGACACCAUCAAGCCCAAUGUGGAUGACAGCAAGGAAUACUUCUCCAAACACAACUGAGAUGGCUUGCACCAGUGAGCCUGAACUCGUGGAUCUCGCCCCCACCUGGAUGUCCUGUGCUGGCCCAGAAAAGGCUAGAUCUUCCUCCACGUUCUGUGGAGGGGCUGGAAGCUGGGCCAAGGCUUUCUCAUUCCCCACCCGGAACCUGGUGAAUAGUGACCCCUGCCCUGAGCCCACUCAGCUGGGCACAGGUCUAUAGGAAACCAAUAAAGUAUUAGGGACAGUGGAA
Peromyscus leucopus (white-footed mouse) is the source of this 1121-nucleotide messenger RNA. RefSeq names its product peroxiredoxin 2 (gene Prdx2). The transcript is spliced from 7 exons. Gene Ontology annotation, cellular component: cytosol. Gene Ontology annotation, biological process: cellular response to stress; leukocyte activation; hydrogen peroxide catabolic process. The record is from RefSeq and is a predicted model, not a curated record. NCBI's taxonomy places the organism in Eukaryota, Metazoa, Chordata, Mammalia, Rodentia, Cricetidae. The coding region runs from base 296 to 892 and encodes 198 amino acids. Gene Ontology annotation, molecular function: thioredoxin peroxidase activity.